GGCGGUUCUUCGUUCUGUGUUUCCCGCAGUGCACUUCAUUCCUGCACCGGGUGGCGGCAACGUGCAGCGCGCGUCUCUCAACCACCCCCCUCCCCGAUCUGGACUUGCACUCACCCACCAUGCUGCUCUCUGUCCCGUCUCUCCUCAGGCCAAAAUCCUGAAGAUGAUGGAAGAUAACAAGCAGCUGGCUCUGCGGAUAGAUGGGGCCAUUCAGUCCGCCAGUCAGGAGGUGACCAACCUGCGAGCCGAGCUGACGGCCACUAACCGGAGACUGGCUGAGCUGAACAGCGCCGACCCCUGUGUCACGGACAACAACCAGCACAACACGCAAGGUAUGGAGUAUGGCAAAAUGAAGCUGAGCAGAUCUGGAACACUUCAAAUGCAAGAAAAGUACACAAAUGGCUUGCUGCUAAGGGAAGAAGUGUCGCAACUACAAGAUGAGGUUCACUUGCUCCGACAAAUGAAGGAAAUGUUAACCAAAGACCUGGAAGAGUCGCACGACAGCAGGUCUGCGGAGGUCCUUUCUGUGACAGAGCUAAAGGUGCAGCUAGCGCAGAAAGAGCAAGAAUUAGAAAGAGCAAAAGAAGCACUUCAAGCCAUGAAAGCAGAUCGGAAGAGGUUAAAGGCAGAGAAAACGGACCUAGUAAGCCAAAUGGAACAGUUAUAUACAACCCUUGAGAGUCGGGAGGAACAGCUGCGGGACUUCAUCAGGAAUUAUGAGCAGCAUAGAAAGGAGAGUGAAGAUGCAGUAAAGGCUUUAGCAAAAGAAAAAGAUGUUUUAGAGAGAGAAAAGUGGGAGCUGCGGCGCCAGGCCAAGGAAGCAACGGACCAUGCAAGUUCUUUGCGGUCACAGCUGGAUUUAAAGGACAACAGGAUUAAGGAGCUUGAAGCUGAGCUUGCAAUGAUAACAAAGUGCUUUGUCCAGAGAAGGGAAUAUCGUGUUUUUGAUCACCUCUAUGAGAAGGAGCACUUUUCAAGAGGGAUAGCGGCAAAACAGUCCUUAGCGACGCUUACAAAGGAUGUGCCCAAGCGCCACUCUCUAGCAAUGCCUGGGGAAACUGUGUUAAAUGGUAAUCAGGAGUGGGUAAUGCAUGCAGACCUCCCGCUGACCGCGGCAAUUCGACAAAGCCAGCAAACCCUAUACCACGGGCAUCCACAGCAUACCAUAGACCGGCAAGCUGUCAGAGUUAGUCCUUGCCAUUCCCGUCAACCCUCAGUAAUAUCUGACGCUUCUGCAGCAGACGGAGACAGGUCUUCAACACCAAGUGACAUCAACUCUCCGAGACAUCGAACGCAUUCCCUCUGCAAUUCUUUAGAAGACCUUGAAGACCAAAAAAAGAAGAAGAAGAAAGAAAAGAUGGGUUUUGGCUCCAUAUCCAGAGUUUUUGCCAGGGGAAAGCCGAGGAAAUCUUUAGAUCCCAGCCUAUAUGAUGGUACCACUCCUGACUAUUACAUUGAGGAAGAUGCAGACUGGUGAAGUGCCUGUUUACCCUGUGUGUGUACAUGUGGCAGGACACACGUGCCCGUGUCAUACAAUGUGAGCCUUUUAUUUUGUAUUUGUUGUAUGAGGGAUUGCGGCUUGUGGCUCUCCAGCUGUCAUUGAUCUACCGCUCUUAUGAACCAAACAACAAAACCCUCAGCUCUGGCAUUCUGGGAGUUGUAGGUCAACUGGAGAAGCUCAAGUUUUGUGUUGUACAUAACAUGUUCAAACCUGUUUGUUGCCUGUAGAUUUGAUGCAGUUGUGUUGGAUUCCAUUUUUAGAUUUUUUUCCCCUAAUUUUUCCUUUUUUUUUUUCCUUUUUUUUUUUUAAAGGGGAUUUAUUGUUGUUUUUUUUUUUUUGUUUGUUUGUUUCAAAACUUGAAAAACUACUGUGUAUUUGUAAAUAACAUAAAAAGUGCACUUUGUGCUUGUAGUGUCUCUCGUCCAGAAAGCGGUUUUCUCGAGCCCCUAGUAUGAUGCACCCUGUUAUUUCAUAUGUUUGCGUGACAUUAUCCUGUUUAAGGGGUGUGCCAGUGCUUUGUUUAAAAAAGGGAAAAAGUUUAAAAAAAUAAAAUAUAUAUAUAUAUACAGAAUCUUUAUUCAGAGAAGGUCGCCACUUUUUCUGGAUGAAGGGUUUAAUAACCUUUAAUGCCUGCCAGACAAAGUUUUCUUUUGUUUGUAUUUUUUAAUUUAUUUGCAUAAAUGCACAAAACGUGUUAUAUCUAAAUUAUAAAGUAAUUGUUGAAGUUCUAUUUUUUCCCUAAAGGAAGGAGGGUAUGUUUAUAUCAUAUUGUUCUCUGGAGCUCCAUCUCAGCGUGUCAGUGGAGUGGAGAAGUGGCCGGCGCAAAGGCAGUGCAAACGGAACCUCUCGACUUAACACCAUUUUAAUAUCCACUUGGUUACGUCUUCCAAUAUACAAUUUCUACCAUGUCCACAGUAUUUAAGGUAGCAGCCCGCACAGACACCCACACAACUGUCUAUAUAUGUAUAUAUAUUUAUAUAUGUAUGUAUAUAUACCAACAUAAACCGCACUCAUAGGACUUUAGUGAAAGCAACAACAAAAAGUUGUGAUUUAUUUUAACGUUUCGGCUGCCACACUCGAGCCAUCUUCGCGAAGACAGCUCCACCCACACGCACACACACACACGUACACACGUUUUGGUUACAUAGCAGUGUUUCUAAAUGCUGAAAUAUUUUAGUGGAAAAUGUAACCCCAAUUUCAUUUACAUACCAUUGCUCAGUUUAAAGGGGAAGUUGUGGACAGUAAGUAAUCUUACAGUUUAUUUUUUUUGUAUUUUAAAGGAUAAGUAAACCUUAAAAAGAGGUGAAUGUAAAAUUGAUGAGGGUGCUAUUCUAAGCACUUUUGCAAUGUACAUUCAUUUUUUUUAAUUCCAAGAUAUUAAGAGAUACAUGUGCUGUUAAUGUAAAUGAAUUUUGUUACAACGUCACCUACUGGUCAUUUCCCCACACCUGUCUUGGCAUAAUUAUAUGGUUUCUCUUGUACAUGCUGUGAAUACCUCUUGAUUUCUUCAUUCCAAGAUAUUAGAAGUUACAUAAAUAUGAAUGAAUAUAGUUACAAAACCGCCACCUGCAGAUCAUUUUCCAACAGUCUGACCACCAAGUAGUCAAGGAAGUUGUCAGGAGAAAGAAAGAGGCUGAUCUGAUGUUCUUCUGAUUCGGAAAACAUUUUUUAAACCUUUCUCGCAUCUUUCCUAACCAGAAAACCACCAGAACAGCCUCUUUCUCUCUCCUGACAACUUCCUUGACCAAUUGGUGGUCAGACUGGUGGGAAAAUGACCAGCAGGUGGCAGUUUUGUAACUAAAUUCAUUCAUAUUUAUGUAACUUCUAAUAUCUUGGAAUGAAGAAAUCAAGAGGUAUUCACAGCAUGUACAAGAGAAACCAUAUAACUAUGACAAGACAGGUGUCCCCCUAAACAAAGAGCAAUUGAGCUGGAUAAUGUUAGAGACAAGAUGAUAGGUACAAACUGGUACAUUGCACCUGUACAGGAGUUAUUCAGCCUUAAAUAAUAAGAUAUGCCAUAUCCCAAGGCUUAUAUAAUUGGGGUGAAUAUGGAGUAGCGCCUGCUAUUCAUAGGAGUUGCUUAGGCAAGAUAAGUAUGGAGCCAGUGAGGUUUGUCCGUUAUAUCAGAUGGAAGGUAGGUCAGACUGCAGAGCAAGUAGGGUGGCAUGAAGAUGAAAAGGGGCUUUAAAAGUCUAACCCCCAUAUGUAAUAUAAGGCACUAACCCUCAUAUGUAAUAACAGCCACUAAGUUUGCCCAGGAGCAGUUACCCAUAGUAACCAAUGAUAUGUUUGCUUUUAAACAGGUGAACAGUAAAUGCUACCUGCUGAUUGGCUGCUAUGGGUUAUUGCCCCUGGGCAAGCAUAGUGCCUUUUAUUACAGAACCCUCUAAGUUUGCUCAGUAGCAACCAAUAAGAUGCUUGCGUUUAAACAAAUUCUACCUGCUGAUUGGUUACUGCACCUGGGCAAUCUUAGUGCCUUUUAUUACAUAACCCCCUAAAACUAUAACAUUACUCGGAUGACUACACUCCACAACUUCAUUUGUUCUGGGCUCGUUCUAUUUCCUAAUCUCUCCCUACAAGAGACAUUUUCCAUUUUCGUAUUGUAAAGAGAGGCCUGGAAGAAGAAGAAGAAGAAGAAAAACCCCAUUUCAUUUACUUCUUACAAGAAACACUGGAUUUAUUUUUGUCCUGUGAUUUCCAUUAAAAUGCGGCAAUUUCUGGCCAAGCAGAAUGGGCUGGCAGUGGCAUAAAUAGAUCUUUGUUUGGCCAUUUUAUUUUCAAUCAAACUCCUCUCUGUGCAAGUGACUGUGUAAUUGCCUGUAACCGGCUUUGUGUUUCUCCCUUCCUACUAAUCUGUGUAUUUUGCUUUAUCCGAAAAAACAACUGAAUGUCGAGCUCUGAAAACUGUAACAUGGACAUUUGAUAAUGUUUAGAUGGUAUUUUUCCAUUUAGUGCACCCCAUGGAAGGGGUAUUUAGUCUUACAGCUCUUGUUAACACCAUGUAUAUUCUCACUGGCUUUGGGGAUCGGAAGAAAAAACACAUUUUUCUUUUCCCGUGUCCAGACGAAGUGUUUUAUAAAGCUUUUUUUUUUUCCCCCCCUGUGUUUUAUUUUUUUUAAAAAAACAAAAGCUCAUGGUUAUUUAGUACUUUUCAUUACAUGCUAGGAAAUCAUUUUAAAGCAGAUGGUCUAUUGAAAAAAAAAUAAAGAAAUAAAAGAGCGAUAAUAUGUAGUAUAAAAUGUUUGGUAACUUUAGUUUUAAUUAUGGCCACCUUGGUCGUGGAUCAACUCUAAAGGCAUGGAGGCAAAUACAAAAAAAAUCAAUAAAGCAUAUUUUAAAAUA
This is a messenger RNA of Xenopus laevis (African clawed frog), 4843 nucleotides long. It is a transcript of the gene kazn.S, whose product is annotated as kazrin, periplakin interacting protein S homeolog. NCBI's taxonomy places the organism in Eukaryota, Metazoa, Chordata, Amphibia, Anura, Pipidae. The record is from RefSeq and is marked provisional.